This is a messenger RNA of Saccoglossus kowalevskii, 1259 nucleotides long. Its product is annotated as sialate:O-sulfotransferase 1-like. Gene Ontology annotation, molecular function: sulfotransferase activity. Lineage: Eukaryota; Metazoa; Hemichordata; Enteropneusta; Harrimaniidae. The record is from RefSeq and is a predicted model, not a curated record.
AUGGUUUCAUUGAAACGACCAAAGAAAUCUUUGGUGGUCGCCGGGAUCGUUAUUAUUUUGAAUUUGCUCGUCAUUAAUAAAGUAUCUCAAAACGAUUGGGAUAUUCAACGGGCGGAUAGUCACUAUGGCAACCAAUCGUCCACAUCACAGGAUCAUCUCAAUCAAAGGUCACAUAUUUCAGAUCUAUUACCAGUGAAUGUUACGUUUUCCCUGAUGUCUACAACCGAUUCCUCCUCGAUUGAUUUGAGGUGUCCGGUAGAAUUCGCUCCCCCGCGAAGCCGCCCUCUCGUGGCCCUGGCUAGCGCUCCUGGUUCUGGUAGUACGUGGACACGUCAUCUGAUAGAACAAGCCACUGGUAUAUAUACCGGAAGUGCCCUUGGGUGCCAUGUCGCCCUCAAGCAGGCCGGUUUCCUUGGAGACUGUGUGGACUACUUUUCCGGUACUACGAUAGUUGGGAAAGUUCACAAAACUGGGAAAAAGAAUCUGUUUGAUUCUAUUAUUUUGUUAAUUCGUAAUCCGUACCAUUCCCUGCAGUCUGAGUUUAACAGACACCAAGCUGGGAAGACUGGGUUCGCACAUCCGUCUGAUUUUCAUACUCCAGAGUGGAGGGAUUUCGUACGAGUUGCCUCAAACGGAUGGGAGAAUAAAGUCACUGUGUAUCUGAAAACAACUAAGCCGCUUUUAGUAGUACACUACGAAGCCCUCAAAGAAGACCCUGUGAAAGAAUUGAAAAAAGUUCUUUCAUUUUUAGAUCUACCGUUCGACGAAUACAGACAAGAAUGUGUCAGAAAUAAUUUAGAAGGAUCAUUUCACAGACCCGAAAAUAACACUUUGAACUUUGACCCAUAUACUGACGCCAUGCGCACCAAUAUUGAAAGACGGAUCAUCAGGGUCAAUAAGAUCCUGUAUGAUAAAGGACUGAGGUUAGUUGACACGGCAACAUCCUGGUAAAACAGUUGCCAUGGAUACGUGGCGCUGAUGGAGACUAUUAUUGGGGAUCAAAGGAUGAUGUCUGUGAUCCGAUCAUGACUGACGCCUUCGAUCACCAUUUAAAAUAACAUGGAUAUAAUCAAUGUUUGUAUCAUAAUGGUUAUUUCAAUAUUAUAAUACAUUAUGCCAAAAUAAACUGCUUCAAAGUUCAAAUUUGCACUUGACACAUGUGAAAUAAAGGUAACAUUUUAAAUGUCAUUGACAGUAGAGAGCAAGAGUCACGAUUUGCGAGGUAAAACCACAGUCCCUCCCUUCCACGUGGCUGUCUC